AUGAGGAUCCUUCUGGUUACGGUUUUGGCUGCCGUCCUUUGGUCAGGCAAAGGUGAGAAAGGAGACUGUUUUCUUUGUCCAUACACACCGCUGCAAGGAUCCCUCGCCUUGCUUUUAAGAACUGCACGGCAGGGAGACAAAAGUAAAAUGAUUCCCAGUGUGGAUCACAGAAUCGUAGAAUUGUAGGAUUGAGAAGGGACCCCAUGCAGUGCAGAAAUCACAGCUGAAGAAACCCUGAUGGUGUGGUGGGAGAAAGACUCACCUGUUGAAUUUCUGCCCGACACGCAGCUUUUCAAAGGCGGUGGAGUCGGGGAAGAAUCUGGCAGUCCGAGAGACGGAGCAACACUGGAAUCUGAUUAAUAUGGAGGCAGUGCAGAAUGCGAUAAUUUAUGGAUAGAGUUCUUGCCGGGGAGAAAUCUGGUGAUUGAGAAGUGGAUUGAGUGUGGCAGUCAGAAUCCAUUGUUUGCAAGCGUGUUGGACAAGAAUAAUAGCCCCAGUCCAAGUGGUGUAAGAAGAGCUGUUGGAUCAGGCCUCCUAGUCCGUUAUCCUGUUCUCAUAGGGGUAGACUGCGCCUGUCAGUGGAGGUACAUCUUUAGUGGACGACAACAUAUUUUACUGCGAGUGAUGGGGGGCUUUUGCAUUAAUUCUCCUCGUCUUCCUUCUCCAGCUCUCUCGCUGAAAUGCUACUCUUGCGCCACGCAUUCCAACAGCUCCCACUGCAUGAUCCCCACGGUGUGCUCAGAGCUUGACAAGUACUGCAAGACCACGGUUGGGCCAUCGGAGACGGGUAAGUUGAGUCACGCCUUUGGAAAAGCAGCCAUGCUCCCGGCAGCUGGUUUGCAUCUAAUAUCAGCAUGUGAAAUGAUCGGUAAGGAAGAGGGGCAAGCAGCCAAGGCACCUGAUACUGAACCUGCCCAGCGUUGCCAUAAAAAUGUUUUAAAUAUUUCGCAAGUGCAAGGCUUGCAUCGCUCUCACUCUCUGCCUUAGCGUUGCCGUCCUUGCAAUAUGGAUGGGAUUUAUUUGCAUUAGGAUUAGCAGAGUAAUUACCGUAUUUUUCGUUCUAUAGGGCGCACCGGCCCAUAGGAUGCACCUCGUUUUUGGGGGGGGGAAAUGAAUAAAAAAAAUCCCCCCCCCCCGCCGCGGCUGCCGCCCCAAGCCUUGUGCACACCUGCAAGAAGCACGGGGCACCCUCCGGAGGGCUCCGCGUGCUUCGGGCGACAGGCUGCCGCCCCAAGCCUUGCGCGCGCGGCGGGACCUCCUGCCGGGCGCGCAAGGCUUGCGGACACUCGCCCGAAGCACGGGAGCCCUCCGGAGGGCUCCCCGUGCUUCGGCGACAGGCUGCCGCCCCAAGCCUCGCGCGCUCGGCGGGACCUCCUGCCGGGCGCGCAAAGCUUGCGGACACUCGCCCGAAGCACGGGAGCCCUCCGGAGGGCUCCCGUGCUUCGGGUGACAGGCUGCCGCCCCAAGCCUCGCGCGCUCGGCGGGACCUCCUGCCGGGCGCGCAAGGCUUGCGGACACUCGCCGGGGCUGCAGGCUGCUGCCUGCAAGCCUUGUGAGCCCGCGGGAACUCCCACCGGGCUUGCAAGGCUUGCGGAUAGCUCCUGAAGCCUGGAGAGCGAGAGGGGUCGGUGCGCACCGAUGCCUCUCGCUCUCCAGGCUUCAGCGAAAGCCUGCAUUCGCCCCAUAGGACGCACACACAUUUCCCCUUCAUUUUUGGAGGGGAAAAAGUGCGUCCUAUGGAGCGAAAAAUACGGUAGUUUCCUUUUGUUCUUGUUUUUAUUAUGUAUUUUGUGUUUUUUAUAUUGUAAUUUUAUGUUGUGAACGGCCCUGAGAUCUACGGAUAGAAAAAAAUGGUAUACAAAUUCAGUUCUUUUUUACCUGGGGGGAUGCAGGGAUACGCAUACCCCUAAAUCUUUGUACUUUUGUCCAUUUACUGUAUUUACUUUUCCCAAUUGGAAUUAUAAAAUGAUGUUUUUCUUGAGUCAAAAUGAGAGUACCCCUAAACAUUUUUUAAAGAAAAAAAGCACUGUAAAAAUUUAUUUACGUAGUAACAACAACAACAACAACAACAACAACAACAACAACAACAACUUUUUUUGUAUGAACAUGAACUCUGUUCUUUGGUUCUAUGUUUUGGAAUUUUGGACUAAAAUUCUGGAUUUCUCGGCUAGUUUGCCUGUACAACAACCACUUCUGUAUGAGGGAAGAUGAAAAAACAGCAACUACCAAUGAACCAGAGGUCCCUUCUUCAUGGUCUGCAGAAGGGACAUCUUGGCUCAUUUGGAAGCUGCUCACAUCUUCCUUGGAAUGUGUGUACGACUCCUUAGAUUUCUCUAUCGCACUUGCCAGUGACCACACUGAGUCCAUUCCUGGGUUAAAAACACUGGGUAAGGGCCAUAGCUUGCUGGUAGAGGAUCUGCUUUGCAAGCAAAGGGUCCCAGGUUCUAUCUUUGCCCGCAACUCCUGGUAGCUGCCAGUCAGUGUAGACAAUACUGAGUCAGAUGGACCAAUGGUCUGACUCAGAAGACGGCAAGUUCCUACAUCCCACUAUAAGGGGGUGAAGAGCAAGCUCACUUCUCAGUAGGCAGGUGCUGCCAAUAGUGCCUACACCUUUUGCUUCCUAACUUUCCUUCUACAAAGGCUAGAAACUUACUUUAAAAACUCCCUGAAAGCUCAGAGUCGAGUUCCCUUGCUGGCUCUUGGCCUGCUACAGCAGAACCCACCUCUUGCUAGUAGAAUCAAUGGUUCAUCAGGGAGAGUUACAGUGGUACCUCUGGUUGCGAACGGGAUCUGUUCCGGAGCCCUGUUUGCAACCUGAAAGGAACGCAACCCGCAUCUGCAUGUCUGCGCACGCGCGGGUCGCGAUUUGCCACUUCUGCGCAUGCGUGUGACGUCAUUUUGCGCAUCUGUACAUGCACGAGCGGCAAAACCCAUAAGUAACCCUUUCCGGUACUUCUGGGUCGCCGCAGGACACAACCUGAAAACGCGCAACCUGAAGCAAAUGUAACAUGGGGUAUGACUGCACAGUGGUACCUCGGGUUACAUAUGCUUCAGGUUACAGACUCCGCUAACCCAGAAAUAGUACCUCGGGUUAAGAACUUUGCUUUAGGAUGAGAACAGAAAUUGUGCUCCGGUGGCACGGCGGCAGCGGGAGGCCCCAUUAGUUAAAGUGGUGCUUCAGGUUAAGAACAGUUUCAGGUUAAGAACAGACCUCCAGAACGAAUUAAGUUCUUAACCCGAGGUACCACUGUAUCAGGAAACAGGGAAUAUCCUUGUCAAUGGGGACAGCUGGAACGCAUGAUCACAUUUCUCUGGAACUUCUCAGUAGGAUUAAGUCUUCUGGGUAGGGUUGGGUUUCCCAGCAACAACAUGUGCCAACAUCCCUUCAUUCUCAGAUGAGGUCACAAGCUGCAAGGUUGCCUAUUGAUUAUGGAUUAGGAUGUGGGGAGCCAGAACAGCAUACCAGGAAUGGGUGAGACUUCUCCUUAACUCCCCUCCCUCUCUCUUGCUAUUCCUUCGUUGAUCAAGGCUCCUCAAGCACGGCACAUGUCUCCAAGACGUGCGCGCUGGAAUGCGCCGAAACCAAGCAGCAUGGCGUUUCCACAUCCUGCUGCCAGAGAGACUUUUGCAACCGGAACGGAGCGGCCAGAACGAGGCCUGGCAACGUGGAGCAGCUUGCCAUCGUGGUUCCUCUUGCCAGUGCAAUUCUCUGGGUUGGACCUUGA
Molecule: messenger RNA, 3725 nt
Organism: Podarcis lilfordi (Lilford's wall lizard)
Lineage: Eukaryota; Metazoa; Chordata; Lepidosauria; Squamata; Lacertidae
Source: the annotation of a GenBank genome assembly